This is a messenger RNA of Solea senegalensis (Senegalese sole), 1068 nucleotides long. RefSeq names its product UV-stimulated scaffold protein A-like. The annotation marks the transcript as partial. Gene Ontology annotation, molecular function: RNA polymerase II complex binding. Gene Ontology annotation, cellular component: chromosome. Lineage: Eukaryota; Metazoa; Chordata; Actinopteri; Pleuronectiformes; Soleidae. The transcript has 6 exons. The record is from RefSeq and is a predicted model, not a curated record. Gene Ontology annotation, biological process: response to UV; transcription-coupled nucleotide-excision repair.
UAUUACCACAGAAGCUUCAUCUUCUUCUUCCAGGUAAAGGCUUCGUCAGAUGGAGAUGACGAUGAUGAGGAGGAUGAUGACUUCGAUGAGGUCCCAGAGAAAGAGGGAUAUGAGCCUCACAUUCCAGAGCAUCUGAGGGCGGAGUACGGUUUGGAUCCCACUCCUUCCACCUCAACAGCACCUGUCAUAAGAAAACCUCCUGCAAAGAGACCUGCAGCUCCUCCUCCUCAAGCCUCCUCCUCCUCCUCCUCCUCCUCCAGGCACAUGAAGCGACUCAGAGAUGAGGAGCAGGAUCCAACCUGUGCGGCCGCCACGCUGCGUGUCCUCAAACAGAAGCAUCCCAGUCCUGUGGAGCCCAGCAGCAGCAGCAGGAACUCCUCAUUGAAUCCCAACUCAUCUCAGUCCAGUUCAGAUAAGAAGUCUGCCGAUGCUCCUGUGGUUCCCUUUGGUUUGGACCUGUACUACUGGGGACAGAAGCAGCCCAAUGCCGGCAAGAUCAUCAAAGCUGCCUCUCAGCAUCAGUUCUGGGUUCCCAUUGAUGUGGAGGAAGAGGUGGAGAACGAGCAGCUGCUGGCGGAGAGCAGGAGCAGAUACAUCUCUUUCCCUGGUAACUUCACUCCUGUCAGCCAUUACUGUAAAGCUCCUCUCGGUAAUGGAACGCUGUGUCAGCGGCAGGACAGACAGAAGUGUCCUUUCCACGGCCGGAUCGUUCCUCGAGACGAGGAGGGCCGACCCUGCAGGCAGGAGGACCGCGUCAGGGAGGAGCAGGAGGAGAGGAAGAGGAGAGAGGAGCAGCCUGACUGGCGAGACCCAGAGCUGCUGCGAGACAUUGAGGCUGUGACAGGAGAAGACCUGGGUUCUGACCGAGUGGGUAAAAAACGGAAAGGGAAAAAGAAGAAGUUUCCCAACCUGAGUGAUCUGAAGCAGAGGAGCAACACGGCUCGCUCCAGGCUGGAGAGGAAAGUGUUCAACAAGUACGUCAUUUAUCCACCGAGUUAUCACUGUCACCAACCUGUGUCAACAGCAGUCUAUGUAGAUAUACAGAGUCUAUAACAAUAUAAAGAGUCU